AGACACAGCUACUACUACUACCACCACACCAACAGCAGCAGCAGCAGCAACAACACCAACAACGUCGUCAUCGCCAUCAUUGUGACUGCCACUGCCGCCGUCGCCGCCACCACCACCACUGCUAUUACUACUACAACACCACCACCACCAAUAACAACAACUACACCCACCUGCACUGCCACCACCAUCACCACCACCACCGACUGCACCAUCACCACCACUGUCCUUGUUGGCGGUGUUGCACAACCCCGCCUCCUUACCCUCCUCCUUCUGUUGCCUCUGUCAAUCACCUCCCUCCCUAUCUUUGUCACAGUGUUUGUCACAGUCGCUCCAUUAUUACAUAGCUAGGCCUCUUCCCCACCACCCACCACCACUAACACCUAUAGUACUCUUAUUACUGCUGAUAUUACUGAAAAACUGUCUGGGACAUUACUGCUGGCCUCAUAGGUUGCACCACCACCACCACCAAGUGGUGAGGAGGUGACAUUGGUGUUUUGUUCUUUCACACACACACACACACACACACACACACACACACUGUGUGUCCAACUGACACACGGAGAUUUCAACUAGUUCCACAUCCCCCCCACACACCCUGCUGUUUCCUUAAAAUAUCCAACCAACGAACCAGUCAGUUGAGGAAAGGAACCCAACCACCCGACCGACCGACCAACCAACCCUUAAUUAUUUGUCUUGGAGGGGCUACAGCUCACCACCGAUUGGCUUACCGGAUGAGAGCAAGACUGAAGAAUGUUGUUCUUUUGCUGGUCAUGGUCUUCGUUUUGCCCAUAUUCUUCAUGGUGACCCGACCAGAUGGUCAAUAUGAAGCAUUAUUGGAAAAAAGGUUUGCUGAACUGCAUGCACGGCUAAAAUUUGCUGAAUCUCUGAACAAGCAGAGAAAAAAUGACAUUCACAUACUGCGUAGUCAGUUCACCUACCUCUUGCAGUCCGUGCUUCACAGCAAUGUUUCAAACAAGUCAGUCCUAAUUGAGAAGUUUCCAAGUGAUCUCCAAACAGCUCUGGUCAACUUCACUGACCUUUAUGGCCAGUCCUCUAUCCAUUUACCUAGUCUUUUCACCUAUCUCCCUCAUCUGUCUCGCAAUCCAAAUGGCAUGAGACCAGCCUAUAAAUUGUCUCGCAACCGCUUUGGAGUUUCUAUGGUGUUUGGCAUUCCAACGAUAAAGCGAGACAAAGUCAGUUACCUGCGUCGAACGUUGCAUUCACUGAUUGAUGGACUUAACGAAGAAGAAAGAGAGGACUGUCUAAUUAUUGUGUUCGUAGCUGAGCCAUGGAACCUACAAUAUGUCAAAGAAGUUGGAGAUCAAAUUUACAAAGAGUUCCACUCAAGUGUGGACAGUGGUCUUUUGGAAGUGAUCAGUUCUCCACCUGAAUUUUACCCAAAUUUAGACAAUUUAAAGAGAACACUUGGAGAUUCCCAAGACAGAGUUCGAUGGAGAACAAAACAAAACUUAGAUUUCUCCUUCCUCAUGCUCUACGCUAAAAGUAAAGGUGUUUUUUAUGCACAGCUUGAAGACGAUGUGAUAUCAAAACCAGGUUAUUUUUCAAUAAUGAAAACAUUCACCCAACAACAAAAGUAUGUGGAAUGGUUUGUUCUGGAAUUCUCCACAUUGGGAUUCAUUGGUAAGCCGGGGCUUUCUUCAUUUUCUUCUUUUUUUUCCACUUCUCUUUUUUUCUCAUCUGUCUCCAUUCUUUUUUCUUUCUCUUUCAACAGCACCACACACACACAACCUCAAAACAGGAGAAAAAUGCAGUUAUGUGGAUGUAUUAAUGUGUGUAUGUUUACAUUUCAGAAACAUUGUACUCGGAUGAAGGAAGAAGUGCGUAGAAGAUACAAACCAUCUCUCUUUCAACAUAUUGGAAUUCAGUCAUCUUUGAAGGGUAAAAUUCAGAAGUUACAAGACAAAUAUUUUGGUAAGGAAGGUCUCUAUCGUGCCCAUAUCAACCCACAUGCAGUGGUCAGUACCACACUUAAAACCUACCAACAGUUCACAUUACAGAAAGCCUACUUGGGAGAGACAAUCUUCUGGGGUAUGAGCCCACUGCCUAAAGAUAUGGUCAAGUUUGAGUUUACACCACCCGUAGUUCUGGAAAGGUAAGUGGUUUUGUGUAUUCAUAUAUGUAAUAUGUAUAUCCAUACAUAGUAUGG
Molecule: messenger RNA, 2167 nt
Organism: Octopus bimaculoides (California two-spot octopus)
Lineage: Eukaryota; Metazoa; Mollusca; Cephalopoda; Octopoda; Octopodidae
Product: alpha-1,3-mannosyl-glycoprotein 4-beta-N-acetylglucosaminyltransferase A
Biological process (GO): protein N-linked glycosylation
Cellular component (GO): Golgi stack; endoplasmic reticulum; endoplasmic reticulum-Golgi intermediate compartment
Molecular function (GO): acetylglucosaminyltransferase activity
Source: RefSeq, a predicted model, not a curated record